AUGGCGAAUUUGAACUCCAGUUACAGAGAUUCAUCUCUUCAAAUUCCAUCAAAUUCAGGUAGUAGUGCUGGAGUUUGUAUGAUGAAUACUAAAUGGAGAGAUGAGCAACACCCAUCUCUCAUCAACUUCAUCGCAUCAUUCCUAAGUGCGAAUUCCUUUCGCCUUAACUUUGUUCCAAUUGCGCCGGACUGUAUUUUUAACUGUGGGGGUUUGUCUGUGGCUUUUAUCUUCGUGACAAACUGGGAUUGUGAAAACUGUGAGCCAAUCUUUUGCAGAGUUAGGAAGCUGAAGGGGCAGUUCGCAAAUCUUUAUGUUGUUGUCUCCCUCCCUACCAAGGAGCAAAAUGAUUCAUUUGUUCACUCUUACUUUAAAUAUGGAAUGGAGCUUGGCAAGCCAACAUUUGUUCCAGUUCAAGACUUGGAGAUGGGAUUUGAAAAGAUUGUAAACAUAGCUCAUUCUCGUGGGACCUGCAAGCGGCAGGAUGUUCUGUCAAAAUUGAAAGCUGAGAGGAAGCAAUCAGUGCAAGGGAUGGGCAAUUUUCUUAGAGUGGUGACAUCCAUACUGGGCAUUGAUAACCAUGACGCAAAUUCUCUCAAUCAAGCUAUCGGUUCAAUUGAAACGAUUGCCAAGGCAUCCAAGGAAUAUAUUCUGGAGAACACAGACCUUUCAGCAGACAAGGCCGAGACACUUACAAAGUUUUUCAGAGAUCCAAAAUUUUACCUCAGUCCUAAAAUCAAUUGA
Molecule: messenger RNA, 741 nt
Organism: Dovyalis caffra
Lineage: Eukaryota; Viridiplantae; Streptophyta; Magnoliopsida; Malpighiales; Salicaceae
Source: the annotation of a GenBank genome assembly